AACCAGCGGGACCCGAUGGCCCUGGAGAAGAUCCUGCGGGACGUGGAGCAGAGCCGGGACGGGCGCGUUGGCUUCCAGGGCUUCUUCUCCCUGGUAGCAGGACUCACCAUCGCCUGCAACGACUACUUCGUGCUGCACAUGAAGCAGAAGGGUCGCAAAUGA
This is a messenger RNA of Acanthisitta chloris (rifleman), 162 nucleotides long. RefSeq names its product S100 calcium binding protein A10 (gene S100A10). The record is from RefSeq and is a predicted model, not a curated record. The annotation marks the transcript as partial. Lineage: Eukaryota; Metazoa; Chordata; Aves; Passeriformes; Acanthisittidae. The transcript has a single exon.